ACCCGGCUGAUGUGAAAUGAUGACUUGGCUCAGCGCGUUACAGGUGGCUGAAGACAGCUGCGCGCGUCUGUGAGCCGGAGCAGCGAGGCAGACGAACCUCAGACAGGCAGAGCGCGCAGGCGGAGCCGCGGCACUUUGCGCUGUCCGGGAACGGCACGUCACUUCAAUCACGGGACAAUGAAGCAACAAGAGGGCAAACGAGUCCAAGUAACGGAAGUGGAAAAGCGCGUGCGAUGACGGAGAUCGUGAGGGACAGAGAAGAGGUAAUCAGGGCUCCCGGUUUUGGAGAAGAAAACCAACACAGAACAGAUGUGUGAAGUUUUGUAAACAAACUCGGGGAGCUGAAUUUUAUUUUUUCACAAAAGAAAAAACAACACUUUUUAGGGACUGAAAGAGGAGGAAAGCAUGGAGCCAGAGGGGACCACAGAGGAACAAGCCACUAAUGUGGCGCAAUCUGCCGCCUCUAAACUGUCCCAGAUGGGCGAAAGAACUAAACAACUGGGAAGCGCAAUUCAAGACCCAGAAAAACAGAAACGGAUCAUCCUCGUGAUUGUCUGCAUAGCACUUUUAUUAGACAACAUGCUUUAUAUGGUGAUUGUGCCAAUUAUACCCGAUUACCUCGAAGGGUUACAGAAGGCAGCGGAUCAAUCCCAAGCUGCUGCUACGCACACUAACUCCUCCAAUAGCACCGUCCGAGAAGCACCCAAAGGGAAUUUCGACCUCCAGAUCGGGGUUCUGUUCGCCUCCAAGGCCAUCCUUCAGCUCCUGGUCAACCCGCUGAGUGGCACGUUCAUAGACAGAGUAGGCUAUGACAUCCCACUCUUCAUCGGACUCACCAUCAUGUUCCUCUCCACCCUCACGUUUGCCUUCGCUGAUAAUUACGCAACGCUGUUCCUUGCGCGCAGCAUACAGGGCCUCGGCUCUGCUUUCGCGGACACCUCAGGGAUCGCUCUGAUCGCGGACAAGUUCACGGAGGAGUCCGAGCGCAGCAAAGCGCUGGGCAUCGCCUUGGCUUUCAUCUCUUUCGGGAGCCUCGUCGCGCCCCCGUUUGGAGGAGUCCUGUAUGAGUUUGCGGGGAAGCGCGUGCCCUUCUUCAUCCUGGCCUGCAUCUGUCUCACCGACGGCGUGCUGUGCCUGAUUGUGCUGAAGCCCUUCUCCAACCGUGAGAGAGAAAACAUGCCAGUGGGCACCCCCAUCUAUAAACUCAUGAUUGAUCCGUAUAUAGCUGUGGUGGCCGGAGCUCUGAUCAUCUGCAACAUCCCUCUUGCAUUCCUUGAACCCACCAUCGCUAACUGGAUGGAGGACACCAUGCAGGCCAGCGAGUGGGAGAUUGGCAUGACAUGGUUCCCUGCCUUCUUCCCUCACGUGCUAGGUGUGUAUCUGACUGUAAAACUAGCAGCCAAGUACCCCCAUCUGCAGUGGUUCUACGGGGCAAUAGGGAUGGUGUUCAUAGGGGCCAGCUCCUGCACGGUGCCAGCCUGUAAAAACUUUGGGCAGCUCAUGAUUCCGCUGUGUGGCAUCUGCUUUGGUAUCGCCUUCGUGGACACGGCGCUUCUGCCGACUUUAGGUUUCCUUGUGGAUGUGCGGCACGUGUCGGUGUAUGGUAGCGUGUACGCCAUUGCCGACAUCUCCUACUGCGUAGCUUACGCCCUGGGGCCCGUGGUGGCUGGACAGAUCGUGCACGACCUGGGAUUUGUCCAGCUCAACUUGGGCAUGGGGCUCGCAAACGUGCUUUACGCACCGGCGCUCCUUCUGCUGAAGAACGUCACCAAGAUGAAGCCGUCUUUCUCCGAGCGCAAUAUGCUCCUGGAGGACGGCCCCACGGGGCUGUACGACACUAUUAAGAUGGAGCAACGAGACAAGAAGAGAAGGGGGCUGUGCACAACAAUCGAAGAGAAUGGCAUUGAGACUUUUGCGCAGCGCUCGCACUCGGAGGAUGAGUCCUCAGGCGGAGAGUACGCUUAAAAGACUUUUACCUGAGCAUCAAAGUGCCAAUGUAGACUUGUGUGUGUUCAUUUAAAUUCAAUCCACUGUGGACAAAAUAGGAUUGAAUGAGAAUGUUGGUUAUUUUCAGCAUUUUAAAGUCAUUCUGUUAAAUCAAAGCCGCGUUUUCAUUUUAAAGUGUUGAGAUGUGCUGAAAUAAAUGUCCCAUUCAAAGUAUUUAUCACUGAAGCCGGCUCGUGACGUAAAAAGGGGCGAUUGUAAUAUAUGUCUUCUGAUGUCAUUCGUGUUUAUUUUUGAUGGUCAAUUAAAAAUGCAAAACUGUGCCACGUGACAGUUUAGAAUGAAGGGAAUUAACUCUGCAUCUUGUUGAUUCUUCAUUUAGUUGAUUCAUUAUUGAAUGGUGUGCUUCUGGAAUGCAAAGCCUAAAACGAUCUGCGACUGUAUAAAACAUGUAUAUUCAUGUAUAUAAUUAAAUCAACAUUAUGUGAGCCA
Molecule: messenger RNA, 2436 nt
Organism: Nothobranchius furzeri (turquoise killifish)
Lineage: Eukaryota; Metazoa; Chordata; Actinopteri; Cyprinodontiformes; Nothobranchiidae
Gene: slc18a3a
Product: solute carrier family 18 member 3a
Biological process (GO): transmembrane transport; chemical synaptic transmission; xenobiotic transport
Cellular component (GO): AP-2 adaptor complex; membrane; AP-1 adaptor complex
Molecular function (GO): xenobiotic transmembrane transporter activity; acetylcholine transmembrane transporter activity
Source: RefSeq, a predicted model, not a curated record